GUUUGUAUCAUAGUAGAGGUUGAAAGACAAGUAUAAAGAGACUCGAUAUACUCACUUUGAACCGACAUCACAACAGCCUCAGCAGCUCAUCCUACCAACAAUCAAAGUAGCCUUUUCAACUUUCCAGAUUCCCCACUCCCCACCGACCAUCAACAGUAACGAUGUAUUUCAUCACCUUUGCACUUACUACCCUGCUCUCGCUGGCCUCGGCCGCUCCAGCAACUCUUGAGACCCGUUUCCCUACGGGAAGAUACAACAAUGUUCUUCCCCCGUCCGCCAUCUCGAUCUACCACGGCCAGAAUGGCGCCAUUGACUACGGCGUCUACCGUGGCGAAGUUUCUCGCAACAACUGGGAUGGCCGCGACAAUACUACACUCGUAACGUUCGACCUAAACGGUCGAACUCUUCCCGACACAUGCUUCUUGCGCUUCUGGCUUGAGCCCAACAGCCAGUCUUCCGAUCCCACCAAGAGCUCUUUUGUCUCCGGCACAGGCCAGAUCGAUGUCUUCUCCAGUCUGCAGCCAGCGCCUAAGGAGGGUAGCAAGGGCUGGGGUGGCCCUGGCAAUCAGAGAAACAACCCUCUGGGCAGGUUUGAGGCCAAGUUCAAUGGCGAGGCCAACGUCCUGAACUUCGCGUCAAACCAGCUGAAUGGCUUCAAAUGCCCGAAAAUCGGGGACUGGAACGUCAAGAAUGGACUCAUCGGGUACGAGUUGGUCCCUGUGGGCGAUGCGGACAGGAUUCAGUGGGACACUGCUGUCAGCGGACUGUAUCUUGGCUGGUAAAUCUAGAAGGUGGCUUGCUCUGUGGUGUCGAGAUGAUAGACUUUCUGCGAUUUGGCUUGCGCCCGAG
Messenger RNA from Boeremia exigua, 849 nucleotides. RefSeq lists its product as uncharacterized. The transcript has a single exon. Bases 162 to 782 code for a protein of 206 amino acids. The record is from RefSeq and is a predicted model, not a curated record. NCBI's taxonomy places the organism in Eukaryota, Fungi, Ascomycota, Dothideomycetes, Pleosporales, Didymellaceae.